Molecule: messenger RNA, 1038 nt
Organism: Ilyonectria robusta
Lineage: Eukaryota; Fungi; Ascomycota; Sordariomycetes; Hypocreales; Nectriaceae
Exons: 2
Coding region: 1-1038 (345 amino acids)
Source: RefSeq, a predicted model, not a curated record
AUGUCCAACUGUUCACAAUGGGCGGCGCUGGACGACUUCAGCAGCUAUGUCGAUUCCCUUGGCAAAUCGACCGAGUUUGAUAAGGGCAAGAUGCAGGUCGCAGUCGGAUAUGUCCUCGAUCUCGCCUUAGGAAUCAUGCUCUCCCUUGGGGUGAUUUUCCUCAAACCCCGCCUGUGGUGCAACGGCAGCUCGCACGAAGCCUACCAGAUCUUCACGGCAGGCCUGCGCUCCUUCUUCGACUCGGCAGCGUACUUUGCCUUUGCGCUGCAGCUCGCGGCCAUUGCGGUCCUCGUGCGCAAGGACUAUGGCAUCAGCACCUUGGACAUGGGCGCCUUGGAGACGGAGAUUACCCAGGCCGUCGCCGUGGUGAGCCUGCUGCCACUGCUGUAUCCGGUUGCGCUACUUGAGGGCGGGCGGGACGGCCAUGCGAAGCACAACGCGCGAUUGCUGCUGCUGAGCGUGACGGUGGCCUUGUCGUUUUACCCGUUCAUGUCGAGGUGCUUCCAUGCGUUUGGGGAGUCCCCGAUAGGAAACGGGAAGGGCGGGGAGGUCUCGACGAGUGACUGGGGUAACGUGCAGACUAUGUGCUUUCCGGACGGUCUGGGUGGCCUAGUUUCAUUCAUGGAGAGUAUGACCUACAGGGCACUCGACGGCCUGGAGUUGACGAUCUGCCUCCUCAUCUACCUCUUUACGUUCUGGCUCAUGGCUUGCCUCCCGGGUUCCCGUCAUCCUAUCAAGGAGAAGGCCGGCGAACGGGAGCAUCGAUCUUGGCGGGAGCAGGUGAAUGAUUGGUUCGGCCAUCACCCAUACAUCGCGGCUGUACCUCUAUUGGCCAUGAUUGGCCUAGCGGUCCCGUUGCUCUGGGUCAUCUUCCAAUUGAGAAUGCUCCAACAGGACCUAGCUAGGAGCGUGGGAGAGACGUAUACAGGAGGGAACUGGGGAUUUGGCCAGAUAGUGUCGCUUGUGUUGUUCGCGCCAGUUGGGGUCACGAUGGCGUAUCGAUGGAGGUUUGGUGAUGAGUGGGAUAGGACAGAGUAG